This is a messenger RNA of Fukomys damarensis (Damara mole-rat), 6022 nucleotides long. It is a transcript of the gene Slc2a13, whose product is annotated as solute carrier family 2 member 13. The transcript is spliced from 11 exons. Gene Ontology annotation, biological process: transmembrane transport. Bases 1 to 1644 code for a protein of 547 amino acids. Gene Ontology annotation, cellular component: membrane. Gene Ontology annotation, molecular function: myo-inositol:proton symporter activity. NCBI's taxonomy places the organism in Eukaryota, Metazoa, Chordata, Mammalia, Rodentia, Bathyergidae. The record is from RefSeq and is a predicted model, not a curated record.
AUGAAUGAAAGCUACAAAUUUGUGGAAAAGACACUCAAAGUUAUAACGACAUUUAAGCCUCUCAAAGGGCUUCCAGCAGUUCUUGAAAGCCAACUUCUGCACUCAGCAGCACUCUGUGCUGUUCAGAUGGCGAAUCAGCUUGACAACACGGCAGUGUGGGCAUCCUGUAGCACUGUGGCAUCUGACUCUCCUUUUUCUGUAACAGUAGAAAUCUUGAGUAAAUGUGUCCCGUUCACUUUUUUUUUCUUCCUAGGCAUUGCUUCCAUGACAGUGCCAGUGUAUAUCGCAGAAGUCUCACCACCCAAUUUAAGAGGCCGAUUAGUCACAAUUAACACCCUCUUCAUCACAGGAGGCCAGUUCUUUGCAAGUGUUGUUGAUGGAGCCUUCAGUUAUCUCCAGGAGGAUGGAUGGAGGUACAUGUUGGGGCUUGCAGCAAUUCCCGCCAUUAUACAGUUUUUUGGUUUUCUCUUCUUGCCCGAAAGUCCUCGAUGGCUUAUUCAGAAAGGACAGACUCAGAAGGCUCGUAGAAUUUUAUCUCAGAUGCGUGGUAAUCAGACCAUUGAUGAAGAAUAUGAUAGCAUCAAAAACAACAUUGAAGAAGAGGAAAAGGAGGUUGGCUCAGCUGGACCUGUGAUCUGCAGAAUGCUGACUUAUCCCCCAACUCGCCGAGCUUUAAUUGUGGGUUGUGGCCUACAAAUGUUCCAACAGCUCUCAGGCAUUAACACCAUCAUGUACUAUAGUGCAACCAUCCUGCAGAUGUCUGGUGUGGAAGAUGACAGACUCGCAAUAUGGCUGGCUUCAGUUACAGCCUUCACAAACUUUAUUUUCACGCUCGUGGGAGUGUGGCUUGUUGAGAAAGUGGGCCGCAGAAAGCUUACCUUUGGCAGUUUAGCAGGUACAACAGUAGCACUUACAAUUCUUGCCUUGGGAUUUCUGCUCUCAGCCCAGGUUUCCCCACCCAUCACUUUCAAACCAGUUGCUCCAUCAAGCCAAAAUGCUACUUGCACAAGAUACAGUUACUGUAAUGAAUGCAUGUUGGAUCCAAACUGCGGUUUCUGCUACAAGAUGAACAGAUCAGCUGUUGUUGACUCCUCCUGUGUUCCAGUUAAUAAAGCUUCUACCAGUGAGGCCGCCUGGGGCAGGUGUGAAAAUGAAACCAAAUUCAAAACAGAGGAAGUGUUCUGGGCUUACAAUUUCUGCCCUACUCCAUACUCCUGGACUGCACUUCUAGGCCUUAUUUUAUAUCUUGUUUUCUUUGCACCUGGGAUGGGACCAAUGCCUUGGACUGUGAAUUCUGAAAUAUAUCCCCUCUGGGCAAGAAGUACAGGAAAUGCAUGUUCAUCUGGAAUAAACUGGAUUUUCAAUGUUUUGGUUUCACUGACAUUUUUACACACAGCAGAAUAUCUUACAUACUAUGGAGCCUUCUUCCUCUAUGCUGGAUUUGCAGCUGUGGGACUUCUCUUCAUCUACGGCUGUCUUCCUGAGACCAAAGGGAAAAAGUUAGAGGAAAUUGAAUCACUCUUUGACAACAGGCUAUGUACAUGUGGUACUUCUGAUUCAGAUGAAGGAAGAUAUAUUGAAUACAUUCGAGUGAAGGGAAGUAACUAUCAUCUGUCAGACAAUGAUGCUUCUGAUGUGGAAUAGUUUAGUAACCUAAACAAAUGUAGGGAAAGGCAGCACUUGGUAACCUCACUGCCCUCCUCCUAAAAUGGUCGUUCCCAGUCUCAUUCUGAAUGACUUUCAUGUCCUAGAAUAUGUGACAAGAAAUGCAGCCCUGAUAUUUUUUUCACAAACAGAAGUGUUUAAAAAAAUCAAUUUUAAUCUGAAAAUUCUGAAGCAAAUGUGUGUAAUUCCUUCCUGAGAAAGUCUGAAAUGAAUACUAUACCCACUGGCGUCAGUGGGACCCUUUUUUCUACGAACGUAUAUAAUUAGUGGCAAGAUCAUCAUUGCUAAUCUAGCCAAAAUAAUCUACAUUUAUAAAGGAUUCUGUGAGUUGGUCCAAGGGUGUUUUAUGUCAAAACAAGGCCUUUUCACCCUAAUUUUUCUAAAUGACUAAUAACUCAUUGUGGUCAACUGAUAGAAGUAAAUUCCAUUUAAACUUUCAUUGAAGAAUUCCAAAAUAUAUCUGUAAGGGCACAGCUGUCCUUAUCUCCUCUGGGUUCCAUAUUUUGGUUCUCUCUCCACUUCAGAUACCGAAAGUUCUUCAGAGACGGACUCUGCACGGGAUCUAUUGAACAUUAAAAAAAGCAGGUCCUUUAGGGAUUAUUUUCAUACCUUCUUUGCAUCAGUGAUAAGUAUAUUUGCACAGAUAAGCUAGCAAGUUUUGAUAAGUAUAUUUUAUUGUCAAAGAAAGAAAGAAAAGAUUUUUAUAGAACCCUAAACCAUUAGUCACUCAGAACUGCAAUUGUAAAUGCAAAAUAGUGCCAGGUCUUUAACUGUAUUUCAGAGUCAUCUUUUGUUCAUGCCAAACUCGCCACAUCUUUGUUCAUGGCUCUGGAGUCCUACUCUUUCGUGCCUUCAUUGGUGUUAUAUAAAUAGCUGCUAGUACAUUAUCAUUCCCUUUCUUCAUACAGUUAUUUCUGAAACAAACGAGAUGAAGGAACUCAGUGGCAGAAAUAGUCCUGCUGUUAUAGAUGUUAAUUAAAAAUCAUGGGACUUAUUUUUUAAUUUUUUAUUAGCUAAAGAAAUUGUCAUGUUUUAUUAAUUAUGUCUUUUUAAUUAGAAGAACAUAAACAAGAUUUUAUUUUGCACAUCUUUUCUCAUUUUCCCUGACAGUUUAUCAAAAAUGAAAGACACUUAGAUUUGUCUGUGUGUUUUUUCUUUAUGUCAUGCUUGGUUUGGUUUUCCUUCAUGUAAAAAUUGAUAUUUUCCUAUGGAAACACAUAAAUGGUUCUAAUAUAUCACAUCUGUAAGAAAUGCUGACUUACCAAAAAGGACAUUGCUGCAAUAUCUUUUUCGAAGGGUUUUCUCUGGUUUAUGUGUUCACUCAUCACUACUUAGUUAUUGCCCUUCUAUUAAGCACUGUAUAGUACAUACAAAAUCACUGCUCACACUGCGCAUUGAAUAAAAAUAAGAAUGAAUCAUCUGUGGCCAGUUAGGAAUGCAUUGACUGGUGUAUGGGUUUGGAAUGAAGAGGUGGCUCUCAGUAAAUUCAAAAUAUUUCUGCCGGUCUCCAGACGCUUUGUUCUUAUCACAAUCAGCAAGCUAAAAGUUUUGCUGAGAAAGUUCAUUCCCUGAGUCACCAGAGGUACUUAAACAGCCACUUCAGUGCCCUAAAAACCUUUCAACCAAAAGAGUCUCCAUUUGAUCACUUUAUAUUAACAAACAUAGUGUUUUUGGAAAGUAGUUUUUCCUCGUGUUAGGUGCUUUGACAAUUGAUUUCUGAUGGGUUAUUAAUAUUGAUUUUCCCCAGAAAAGCAAAUAUGAUUUAAUAUGGAAAACUUUUAUUGAUAUUUCUUAUCCCAUAAGAAAUUUCUUAUAUGUAUAAUAGUCUAACAGAUAAAAUGAAAAUGAGCUAUUCUGUGAUAAAAUCAGAUUGAGAAAAAAUAUUUAGAGCAGUAUUCUCUUUAAAAACUUAUUUUUCUGAUUUGUUGGAAUAAAUGCCUCAGUUCUCUUAUUCUAUACAUAGCCUUAAUUAUAUACUCAGCUGGGCUGAUAAAGGAGCAGUUAAACUUACUAUUUCCUACAGCAGAAGAUGGCCUGUUCUCUCUGACAUCACGAAGUAUUUUCAACUCUAACCCUAAGUGCACAUAAUAGCAGGGACCAUUAGCCACAGUCCUCCCCACUUCCCUGCAGCCCCUUCUUAAAAGACUACUUGUUAUUUAUAUAAUGAUAAUAAUAUUCCAUAUGUUUAAAGUAAAGAGAGACACAGUAUAAGAUUUAUAACUUUUAAAAAAUAAUUCCUUGAAAAGGAAACAUUUAUAGUGCAUUAUAAAUUAAAGUUUGAAAUUUGCAGGUUUUUUUAUAUUAUACACCUUUUAAGUUCUGUGUCUUUGGCUACUGUCAACUUGAAAACAUCCCAUCUGAGAUAUUAUUAAAUAUGUAUAUUUUAUAAGAUAAUAUGUAUACGGUGUGACAGACACAGAUCAAGCAUCAAUUAAAAUUACAGGUUUCCUCUAAACAUGCUGCAAAUUCAAUGGAAGUAUAUCUUGUUUUAGGAAAAUACAGUGAAAAAAGUAAUGUAUGCUUCUGAGGAUUAGCUGGAUGGGUCAUCACUGGAAUUAAAGGGAGAUACUGUUUUGCCUGCAUAUGAUGAACACAGUGCUGAAUGUGACGUGUAAAGGUUUACUGUUAGUACUUUUCUUCCACGUACACAUCCCUCACAGCUCUGUUGCACUGCAGUCAGUCAUCUCAAACACUGGAGUAUGUAUGUAGAAGAUCUAAGAUGCUUCCAUUUGAAAUUUUGUCCCCAACCGUGUUAGUGGAGAAAAUGCUGUGAGAAUAUACUAAAGGCUUUACCAUAAUUUACCAUCAAACUAGAUUUUAGUACAGUCUAAAUAUUUUUAAAUUAUCUACUCUAAAAUGGGAUGUCAAAGUAAGUUAUUUACCAAAUUUUUACUGAAAUUUCAUCAUCUGUUAAACAAAGAUGAUUAGAAAGAACAUAACUUGUCCACUUAUUCUUGCUUUUAAAGGCCAAGUAAAACUGAAAUAUAUUCUAAUCGUCCAUAGAUUCUGGAAGUGAGAAGACAGAAUAUUUUAGAAAAUGUCACAGAAAAGUCUCACAAUUACUAAUAUAAUUAAUUCUGUAAUACAGUGAGGAAGUGGAGGAUUAUUGUGAUUUGAUUUUAUCAAUGCAAUUAAGAAGAAUAACAUUGUUUUGUUAUAAUCAGAAUUUACUUUUUUCUGAGGAAUAUCAUAUUCUAUCAGAUGGCUUUUUUCAGUUGUUGAAAUGUUUUCAAUUCCCAGAUUCAGACUAUUUCAUUAACUAGGAAUAAAAAGUUAGAUGAUAUAACCAGCCCAGGAGCAGAAAAUUCAUAAUAUAUGCUUUAGAGCAAACUUGUUAAGUUGGGGCAAAAUUUCCAGCUCAUGUAGCUGCUGCCUAUUUAAAAAACAACUCGGAAUGAUUCUCUGGCUCUUAGUGUCCUGUAUGUGGUUACUUUCUGUCAGUGUUAGCCUCAUAGGCAGUAAUGUUAAGCUCAUCUGAUGAAGUGGUUGAGAUCACAGUGAUGUAUAAAUCACCGUACAUUCAGUUCUUCUCGGUGAGCAACACUGCUGCUAUUGUCUAGAAAUAGCAAUCAUUUAAAAAUGCCAAACAGCUAAUUGCUACCAGCUCUUUCUUGUCUCUUUAAAGAAAGGUUUUGUGCCAAUAAUCAUCACAGACGUGUUUUGUGUCAUUAUUGAGAAGUAUGUGAGAGUAUCUUACCUUACAAUUUACUUGUAAGUAAAAAUAUAAUGCUUAUAAAUCUUUACAUGUAUAAAAUACAGGCUGUUGUCAUUUGGUCUACAAAUAUCUUCAUUUAGAAGUAAUAUCCACAUUUUAUUUUAGACAGUUAAGUUCAUGUAUUUGGUUCUGUCUUAUCAAUAUAAAUGAGAAAAAGAUCAGGAAGCUAUUUAAAAUUAAAACCAGUACAUAGUUUUAAUAUGUAAUAAAUGUAGCAUCAUUUCAUUCUCAUUUGAGGGUUAAAAAAGAUCAAGUUUAACUAGCUGAAAUAAAAUUCAUGUCCUACACAUUCAAACUGUUUCCUAGCGGCUUUUGGACUAUAUUUGACUUGAUGUUAUAGUAUCUUUUAUUCUUAAUAAAUGUUCAAAUUUCUAUUUAGAAGCUUUAAUGUACAUCUAGAUUAAAAGAAAAGUUUUAUGCUUUUAAAAUAUAUGUAUUUCAAACUGUAUUUUAAUUUCUGAGUGCAUGUUAGUGUUUUACUUCACCUUUGUCUUGGCAGAUUUCAAUAUAUUUAUUCCCACGUGUGAUACUUGGAUUCUCUCUUUAAAAUUAUGACUAUGUACCAUUUCCUGAAAUCAUCCUAGCCUUUGCUGUAUCAAAAGUAUUGUAUAUUUUAUGGAGAUUUAGUGAUAUAUAUGUAAA